Molecule: messenger RNA, 2976 nt
Organism: Pungitius pungitius (ninespine stickleback)
Lineage: Eukaryota; Metazoa; Chordata; Actinopteri; Perciformes; Gasterosteidae
Gene: hs3st3b1a
Product: heparan sulfate (glucosamine) 3-O-sulfotransferase 3B1a
Exons: 2
Coding region: 344-1459 (371 amino acids)
Molecular function (GO): [heparan sulfate]-glucosamine 3-sulfotransferase activity
Source: RefSeq, a predicted model, not a curated record
UGGCGGGCUUGAUGCUGUUGCCUUGAUAACUUGGUGCUGCCUGUGUGCGCGCUCACACACUGAAAGCAAGUGAUGGGAGACCAACUCAGUCCCUGAUGUGCGUCAUCGCUCACCUGGCAAUAUUCUGAUUGCAUAUUUUACCUUUUAUUUACUGCUUUUCCACAUUUUUAUUUUAUUUUUUUUAAAUCAAGAAUAAAAGACAUCCAUCAUUUCUUCCAAGCAGAUGUCGGCUAUACUUUGUGCUUUGGGCACCGGCUCCCCGGGAUCUCAGUCAUGGCAGAGGAGUGAGGAGCCUUUGCCAAAAUGCCUGUUAACCGGAGUAUAACUUUUCCACAGUGGUCCUAUGGAAUAUAGUCCGAUUGUACACAAUCUAAAUGUUGUGCCAUCACCCCACGUGAAAAACAAACUCUUUGUCUUCUGCAUAAUGCUGUCUCUUUGGGUGUACAUGAUUUAUUGUUGUGUCGGCUACUGCUCCACGAUGCCAAACCCGAGGUACGGCUCGGCGAAGAGACACCGCAACGACUCCCAAGUUGACGCCGCCCGGGAGUCCUCUCUCGGGGCUUCCAGGGACUUGCUGAAUAACGAGAACGAUUUGGACAGCAGAGGAGAGGAGUGGGACGAAAUUAGAGGCGAGGCGAAGGCGUCGGAGGAUAACGCCAUGUCGGCUUUCCUCAAUGAGUCGGAAAGUAAAAAGUUCCCGCAGGCGAUCAUCAUCGGGGUGAAGAAAGGAGGAACCCGCGCGCUGCUGGAGUUCCUGCGCCUGCAUCCGGACAUCCGAGCCGUGGGCGCGGAGCCGCACUUCUUCGACCGCAACUACGACAGGGGACUGGAGUGGUACAGGGAAUUGAUGCCCAAGUCAGCAGAGGGCCAAUUGACCAUGGAGAAGACCCCCAGCUACUACGUCACCAAGGAGGUCCCUGCGAGGAUCUACACCAUGUCUGCAGACACAAAGCUUAUUGUAGUUGUCCGGGAUCCUGUCACCCGGGCCAUCUCGGACUACACCCAGACUCGCUCCAAAAAGCCCGACAUCCCGUCCUUCGAGAGCCUGGCCUUCAAGAACGCGUCGGCGGGUCUGAUCGACACCACGUGGAGCGCCGUUCAGAUCGGCAUGUACGCCAAGCACCUGGAGCGCUGGCUGCAGUACUUCCCCACCGAGCAGCUGCUGUUUGUCAGCGGCGAGCGCCUGAUCAGCGACCCGGCAGGUGAGAUGGCGCGCGUCCAGGACUUUCUCGGGCUCAGGAGGGCGGUCACAAAGAAUCAUUUUCACUUUAACCCAGCAAAGGGAUUCCCCUGCCUUAAGAGACCUGAGUGGAACAGCAAGCCCCACUGCCUGGGAAAAACCAAAGGCAGGACCCAUCCCAAUAUUGACCCAAAGGUGGUGCAGAGGCUGCGGGACUUUUAUAAACCCUUUAACAGUAAAUUUUACCGGAUGACGGGCCAGGACUUUGGCUGGGAUUGAGAAGAUAACCAAAGACUCAUGCCGGUCCCUUGUCUGUGUUUUCCCUCUGGAGAUAUUGCUAUACCGUGUUUGUACAUUAUUUGGUGGCUGUGUAAAAAGUUUAGAAGCCUAUUUUAUGAUAAUUUAUUGUUAUAGAUAUUAACUCACUUAGUUGCCUGACCAGGUUCAUUCAAGAUUCACGACACACACUUCUGUGAACAUUUUUACAAAAAAGCACAAUGUUGAUACGGGUAUUAUGAGGGUCAGCAUCCUUCAGGAUGUUUUACCACUUGUAACUCUUUUACUUAUCCAAAUUCUUAUUGUUUUUGCAUCACCUUAAACUGGACGAGAUCUGACCUCACAAACCACUGGUAAUGUCCCGUUAACAUUUGCCUGACCCUCGCAGGUCCAUGGACCCACUUAGUCAGGUCAAUACUGGCCUCAGCUGAUCCAGUGCCACUUGCCAGGUGGAUCAAUACUGUAAUAGCUCCUCAUCAUGUCAAUUAGACCUGAGUGAUGGCACUGCCUUGAUCUCUCGAGCACUGCAAUAAAUUAUGGAUCCACUAAUGGUAGUAACUUCAUGGUUCACCUCGGAGCCAACUUCAAAUUAAUAUAAUAAGGUACGUUUACACUGUAAUGUUCUGACUUAACCACUAUUUAUACCAAUUCUACAAAGGAACUCUGAUCAGGCACCAGUAGAGGGUCUUGCCUCGAUGCUUUAGGGAGGUUUCUUUCCAAAAACCUGGCGCACAGGCGCCACAACGUCUGUCCUUUAUUGCUCUUUCCAAAAAAGAAAACGAUUCACACGUCUUAAUCGCACGCAUUGAUCUGCUCUGAAAUGGCUCUCAUUGAUCAUCUCGUCCAGGUUUUUUUUAUUUUUAUUUUUUUACCACAGGUGAUACUAAACGUGUUAAUGCUGCCCGUAGCAAUGAUAAACCAACCGAAAAAUAAGCCUCUUUGUAUCACCAUUCAGUCAUAGAUGAGAAGAUUUUGAAUAAACCAACAGUAGGCUUCAAUUUACUUUAAUGUAUGGUUGAGUUUUAUUCAACCUUUAUAGACAAACAUCUUUGAACAGUCAUCAUUCCAAAAUGAUAACCGUUAACUGUUAACGCUUUACGAACAUUGAAAAGGUAAUUAAGAGAUGCAAUCAUGUCAUUUUUAUGAAGUAAGAAAUAAAUAUGUUUUACCAAAAUCCCCAACAGUCGCUUACAUUACUAUGUUUUAUAAUGUACUCAAUUUCACUUUCUUAAAAUGUUAUACUUGUGUUACUCAUUAAUGCACAACCCCCAUCUCCCCUUUAUAGAGUCCUGCAAAGGUGUACUGCUGCGUCUAAUUCACCCUCAACUGUCUAAUUAGCACAGCACUGCUAUUCUUUAUGCUGUCUCAGCCCCCCUGCUGCCGCCGAUGAGUGGGUUUUGUUGCUAUGACCCCCAGAAACACACAACAAAGUCUCAUGUUUCUCAUUUGGAAGGACGAGACAUGAAAACACUGGCAUUCUUUUUUAUGUCCCUGCGUGACACUGAAUCCUCCCCAAUCCC